AUGCGGACCUUCAUAACAUCAUAUUCCGAUAAGAACGAUCCAAUUGUCAUCGCAAAGCUCUCUCUUGAGCUGAUCACGUUCUGGAAGUUCCCAAUUUCAAAAUUUACUAAUACUCAAAUUCAAACGAUUAUAGAUCACUUCACCAAAAAGCCUGAUAUAGAAUUCACCGAUGAACAGAAUAAUUCUUCAGAUGAUUUAUCCGAAACUGAGGUAAGUAUACCUACUGAAUCGAUUCUUUUAGAUUCACCCCAAGAAAACGAUAAAGAUUCAGAAUUACUAGAAGUUGAAGUAAGUGCGUCAUCUUCAGAUAUCAAGAAAACUUUACCGGAAUUUGAGAGACUAGAAAUACGUUUUAAUAUUAACAGUUAA
Molecule: messenger RNA, 369 nt
Organism: Acaulospora morrowiae
Lineage: Eukaryota; Fungi; Glomeromycota; Glomeromycetes; Diversisporales; Acaulosporaceae
Source: the annotation of a GenBank genome assembly